ACGGUGUGGAAAACUCUCUUUCCUUUUUGGGGUGAAGAAUAUGAAGUCCACUUGUCUCCCAGUUUCCGUUGUGUAUCCUUCUACGUGAUGGAUGAGGAUGCAUUGAGCCGGGAUGAUGUCAUUGGGAAAGUGUGCAUCCCCCAAAGUUUGUUGGCCGAGCAUCCAAAAGGCUACAGUGGUUGGUUGAACCUCAUGGAAAUAGACCCUGAUGAGGAAGUGCAAGGAGAAAUCCACCUGCAGAUGGAGAUCAUUGGCAGCAGUGCGGCAAGGAAGUUGCGCUGCAUUGUGUUUGAUGCCAGGGAUUUAGCUCGGAAAGAUCGGAAUGGCGCUUCUGAUCCUUUUGUCAGAGUCCGCUAUAACAGCAAAAUUCAGGAGACUUCGGUGAUAUUCAAUGUCCAAAGGCUGAAGGCCGUCCAGCGAGAAGAAGGAUGGUUUUUGCUCCGCCCAGACAAAUCCAAGGCAAGAUUGGAUGAAGGGAAUCUAGGUUCCUUACACCUCCAGGUACAGCUUCGGGAUGAAAUGGUUCUGCCAUCCAUCUACUACCAGCCUCUUGUGGAGCUGCUGUGCCAGGAAGUUAAAGCAGGGAUAAAGAACGAGAAAGGGCACUUAAUAACCCUGAUUGAUGAGACCACAACAGCUGAAUGCAGACAGGAACUUGCCGUCAACCUGGUCAAGCUCUUCCUGGGCCAAGGCUUGAUUAAAGAGUUCUUGGACCUCCUCGUCAAACUGGAGCUGGACAGAACCUUUGAACCCAACACGUUGUUUCGGAGCAACUCUCUAGCUUCUAAGUCUAUGGAGUCAUUUCUGAAGGUGGCAGGUAUGCAAUACCUCCAUCGAAUCCUUAGGCCAUCAAUCAACCGAGUGUUUGAAGAGAAGAGAUACAUCGAACUAGAUCCCAACAAAGUGGAAAGCAAAGAGAUCGGAUGCUCUAGCCUUCACCGGAUCCACAGUGAAAGUGAGGUGAUCCAGCAGAGCGGCCAGCUCCUUCAGUCCUAUCUGACUGACCUACUGAACACCAUCACCAGGUCUGCCAAGAUGUGUCCUCCUGUCAUCCGUGCCACUUUUCAGCUACUUUUCAAGAGAGUUGGAGAACGGUUCCCCGAGGAGAAGAAUCAGAAUGUGAAGUUCAUUGCCAUCACCAGCUUCCUCUGCCUACGAUUCUUCUCUCCAGCCAUUAUGUCUCCCAAACUCUUCCACUUACGGGAGAAGCACGCCGAUGCUCACACCAGCCGGGCUCUGCUUCUGCUGGCCAAGGCUGUCCAAAACGUGGGGAACAUGGACACAAGCAUCAGCCGCACCAAGGAAGCAUGGAUGGCCCCUCUGCAAGCCACCAUUCAACGCGGUGUUGCCCAGAUGAAGCAGUUCAUCCUGCAGUUAAUUGACACGGAGGAGAAAGAGGAAUUAGACCUGCAGAAGCCCAUUUCCCUGCAACCUCAGGUUGUAAAAGAGGGGUACCUCUUCAUCCACAAGGCAAGAAGCAAGGGGCCUCUCCUCUCGUUCUCCUUCAAGAAGUUCCAUUUCUCAUUAACGCAUGAGGCUCUUACCUGCGCCAAGACACCCAACUCCAAGAAAAGCUCCUUCGUGCCACUGACUAGCAUCCGGGCAGCUGAGAAGGUAGAGGAGAAGAGUUUUGGCAUCUCCCAUGUCAUGCAGAUCGUCUACACUAACGAUGCUGGGCAAGAAGACACAGCUUACCUGCAGUGCAAGUGUGUGAAUGAGCUGAGCCAGUGGCUCUCAGCCUUACGGAAAGUCUGCGGGAACAACGCGGGAAUGCUAUGCUCCUAUCAUCCAGGGGUUUUCAGAGGAGAAAAAUGGAGCUGCUGCCACCAAAAGGACAAAGCAGGUCUUGGUUGUGACAAAACUCGGCAUGGAGUUACUCUGCGGGAAUGGAACGAUCCCUUGGAUCCUGACUUGGAGGCUCAGCUGAUAUUCCAGCAUCUGCUUGCAAUCCAAGAAGUAAUGAGGGAAAAGUAUAUGGAAUUGUCAGUGCUGGAAAAAAGUGAAAAACGCCAGACAGAAGAUCCUGAAAAUGCUGACAGCCCCAUCAGGCUUUUCCAGAUACUACACAAUUUAGAAGAAAUGUAUCAAAAGGAGGUUUCCCGGUCAACUGACAUGGCCCAGCAGAAUCAGAAUCACUUGGUGGAACUGCAGACGUGACUUCCACAAAAAAAAUCAUUUGGGGGGCAAGCUCCAUCUUUGCCCUGUUCAAGCAGAAUGGUUGCUACAUCCCCAGAAUGACAACUACACACUCUGGACUCAAUUUUGUCUGCUGAGAUGGAAUGGGAGGGACUGUCCCUGUGCUCGGAAGGUCCUAACCUCUCUUUUGGGACCUCUCCUGUAAUUCAGUUUGUUUGGCCUCUAGUUUCUGUGGAUCAUUGAGACUGGCUCUUUUAUUCCUGUUCAUCCACCAGAAUUGGACAAUUCUUUUUUUUUUUAAAAAAAGACUGGGUUUCUCUAUCUCAUGAUGCUUUUGAUAAUAUGCAACAAUGCAGUUACUCUGUUGGGGGGGUGAUAGGGUGGAGUUUCUGUGCCUUUCAUUCUUCCAUCUUUUUUCCUUCUGACUUUUCCUUAUGUAGCUCUAAAAACACAGAAUGUUGCAUUAGUGGUCUGAAUCUUGUGAAGUAACAUUUCCCAUUUUACACAGAACUUUUUCGUUAGCAAUUGAUUUCUUUAAGAAGCAACAUUUUCCAGAUUCUGAGCUCUGAUGCAUAGAAAAGCUGCACUGAAUUAGAACAGGGUGAGUGAGGUGGACAUUUGAACUUUUGGGAAUACCAUAAAACUGCAGCAAAGUGCUCAAAUGUUAUAUAAAAACCACAGCUGCAGCAUCUGACCCAGGUAAAAAAGAGAGAGAGAGAACAAUGUCUCUGUCUUAUUCUUUUUUGGCAGCUAGACAGUAAGACAAAUUAAGAUGUUGGUCUUAAUAUAGGUAAGAGGAAAGAAGAAUUGCUUCACAAUUUUUUUAUCCUUGAUCCUCUGUCCCUUCAAGCCCCUCAAAAUAUUGAAUGUACAA
Molecule: messenger RNA, 3010 nt
Organism: Protobothrops mucrosquamatus (brown spotted pit viper)
Lineage: Eukaryota; Metazoa; Chordata; Lepidosauria; Squamata; Viperidae
Product: ras GTPase-activating protein 4
Exons: 18
Coding region: 88-2157 (689 amino acids)
Biological process (GO): intracellular signal transduction; regulation of GTPase activity
Source: RefSeq, a predicted model, not a curated record